GCUCCCGCAGAUGUUAAAGAUCAGCUCAGCGAGCGGCCGCCGGAGAGCCGGAGACGCACCUGCAGUGCUGCCAUGUCUCCGUCUGCGCUAACGUAAAGGAAAACAUGGGAGACCGAAACGAGCGAGGCCCCGCCACGCGCAGGCGGAGGACCACCAUCUCCGGUGAGGCAUCGGGGACGAGCGCGAGGCAGGCGAACGGGAGCAAGCCGGGCAGCCACGGACAGGGGGAGCAGGACGCAGCAGGGGCAGCGCGCAAACACAAGAGCAGCAAUGACGGCUUUAAGGACAGACUCAGUUGCCAUCGGCUGCAGGAGUCCCUGCUCAGCUCAGAAAGUGGCUACAGUAACUACAGAGGGAUCCUCAACUGGUGUGUGAUCAUGCUGGUUUUGUCCAAUGCGCGCCUUUUCCUGGAGAAUCUUAUAAAAUAUGGAAUACUGGUGGACCCCAUCCAGGUGGUCUCCCUCUUUUUAAAGGACCCAUACAGCUGGCCCGCCCCAUGCCUUAUCAUCGUGUCCAAUGUGUUCAUAAUGGCAGCUCUGUACACGGAGCGGAGGCUGGCUGUGGGCACGAUCUCAGAGGGUACCGGAACAUUCCUUUAUUGUGUCAAUCUUGGUGCCAUUUUGUGCUUUCCAUCAGCCACUAUACUUACAUUGAACUCCAUGACCCCAGUGGGUGGCGUCUUUGCGCUGGGGGUCUACACUGUCCUCCUGCUGAAGCUCUACUCCUACAAGGACGUCAACAAGUGGUGCAGGGAGAUCAGGCAGGCCAAAGCCCGCACCCUGUCCCGCUCCAACUCCUGUCCGUCUGUGCACAGGGCCAAUGGGAAUGCAGUACACAGUCAUGUGACCUACCCAGGCAAUCUCACCCACAGAGAUAUGUACUAUUUCAUUUUCGCCCCAACACUGUGCUACGAGCUAAACUUCCCCCGAUCUCCACGGAUACGCAAACGCUUUCUGCUGAGGAGACUUCUGGAGAUGCUAUUUUUGAUGCAGUUACAAGUUGGAUUGAUACAGCAGUGGAUGGUGCCGACCGUUCAAAACUCCAUGAAGCCUUUUCAGAACAUGGAGUUGUCUAGGAUGGUGGAGCGCCUCCUGAAGCUCGCUGUGCCCAAUCAUUUGAUAUGGCUCAUCUUUUUCUACUGGUUUUUCCAUUCCUCCAUGAACUUUGUGGCUGAGCUGAUGCAGUUUGGAGACAGAGAGUUUUACAGAGACUGGUGGAACUCAGAAACUGUCCCCUAUUUUUGGGCAAACUGGAACAUCCCUGUUCACAAAUGGUGCCUCCGACACUUUUAUAAACCCAUGCUGAGGAGAGGUGUAAACAAGCUGGCAGCUCAGAUCGCCGUGUUCCUGCUCUCCGCAUUCUUCCAUGAGUACCUUGUGAGUGUUCCUCUGAAGAUGUUCCGUCUGUGGGCGUUCAUGGGAAUGAUGGCCCAGGUGCCCCUUGCCUUGUUCGUGGCCCGGUUCUUGAGGGGUAACUACGGCAACGCAGCAGUCUGGAUGUCCUUGAUCAUUGGUCAGCCUAUCGCUGUACUGAUGUAUGUCCAUGACUACUACGUGCUUCAUUACGGAGGCGUGUCGGAGGCCGGGACAGCCUGACUUAUGCUGCAAUAAGCAAAAAACUGGACGUUAAAGUAAAACCUAUUUUUGAUGCUAAAUUAAAGAAGAUUUUUAAGGAUAUUUUUACCCUUUUAAUAAAAAAGCAACAACAGUGAUUAUUUCAUUGCCACAGAGAGACCAGUCCUCUUCUAAUGCACUUUACAGGCGCAGACAGAGAAUGUGCAACGGUCCUGAAACACUGCCCAGCCAAAGCGACACAGCAUUGCAAUGCCUUUUUACAUUUUCCUACUUGAAACUUUCGCACUAAGAUGAUCAAUGCAAACAGGCACCGUUUGUACUUUGCCAAAAAUGUGAUUCUGUGUUGUUUGCCAAAUAUGUGAUUUUUGCAUUUGUGUCAGGUUGUUCUCUGAAUGCCUUUCGAUUAAGGUUCUUGAUACAUUGUAUGCACUGUGUCAAAUGGGUUGAAGAGUUUCCGUUUUUUAUUCAUUUGCUUUUGCUGACAAAGUAAAACCUUUUGUUUUUGCACUUUAUCGAAAAAGCAUGCAGUUGCUGAGCUUUAAUAAGGUUGAUUUUGAAGAAUGUAAGCUUGAUUUAUUUUAUCCAUUAUUUCACAAAUUACAUGUAACUUAAUUAUAAUUCAAGCAUAUAUAUGUUGCAUACUGAAAAUACAUUAAUGAAUGUUUCAUCACAAAAAUGCAUUAAUGAACCGACUGAUUCAGCUUCAGUAUUUUCGUUUUUAAUUACUGUGCACGUUCUAUUUGUGUAAACGAUUGUCAGGAUAGUAUCUAAGUGAUACUUACUAUACUGUUUAUUCAUUUCUAUUUUCAUGUGCCUGAAACACCAGUCAAAUAACAUAGUUUUGAUGUUCACUCAGGCCCCACAGUAUGUUGUCUCACACAGUAUUGGGAUGGUUAGCAACCGUCUGUUGUUACAGACCAUUCUUACCUGGACACAUUAGGAGUCGCUUUGUAACACACUGGUUUAACUUUUUCAGACAUUCUAGACUUUUCCACUUAACCCUUUACUGUAUGAAUUAUGAAAAUGCACCUGAAAGCAAAUGUUUUUGUGAACUUUCUUAUGAAAAAUGACAUAAUUGGUGGAAAUAUAAAAAUAUUUUUUG
Messenger RNA from Colossoma macropomum (tambaqui), 2676 nucleotides. RefSeq names its product diacylglycerol O-acyltransferase 1a (gene dgat1a). Gene Ontology annotation, biological process: triglyceride biosynthetic process. Lineage: Eukaryota; Metazoa; Chordata; Actinopteri; Characiformes; Serrasalmidae. The transcript has 17 exons. Gene Ontology annotation, molecular function: diacylglycerol O-acyltransferase activity. The record is from RefSeq and is a predicted model, not a curated record. The coding region runs from base 105 to 1595 and encodes 496 amino acids. Gene Ontology annotation, cellular component: endoplasmic reticulum membrane.